Messenger RNA from Mixia osmundae IAM 14324, 255 nucleotides. RefSeq lists its product as uncharacterized. Lineage: Eukaryota; Fungi; Basidiomycota; Mixiomycetes; Mixiales; Mixiaceae. Bases 1 to 255 code for a protein of 84 amino acids. The transcript is spliced from 2 exons. The record is from RefSeq and is a predicted model, not a curated record.
AUGGUCACAUCCCGUUGUAAAAGCAGUGCAUUUCACACCUCUAGCACGCAACAGUCUUCGAGGAGCACAAACCGUGAGAGAAAGUCUAUUCGACCGAGCCGUCGUCGACAAGCACGACGUGACACGCGAGGACAGUGUGUCGGACGCCUUGCCAGAAGUCAUCGAGGUGAGCGCACCGCUUCGUGCCUGAAACUGCAUCGCAAGAGUCGACGUUCGACUUGGCGCGCCAGCAGGCUUCAAGGGAACGUCUGCUGA